AAUCAUCUGGCGAAAGUUUACCCGAUGCAGGCUGAUAGUGUAUAUUCCCAUCGGAAGUUACAUGAUACAGCAUAUAGGGCAAACCCAUCUUUCUUUCGCUGCCAACAAAGUUUCACAGAAGCAGUCUCGCAAGAGAGACUAAGAUUGAAAAGCUUCUUGAAGACAAAUUAAAUUAAUUUAUCAAAACACCUCAUCUUCUUAACUCCAACCAGAUUUUCUGUGAAAAUGGAGCAGAGAAGUUUACAUAUUGAUCCAAAGAGUGGUUUCAACUCAAUAACAAAGACCUUCCACAGCCUCAGAUCUCCCGUUCAUCUUCUUCCCGAGAACGCUUUCCUUUCUGUUCCUGAAUACGCUUUCUCUCUCAGAGCCAAAUCCCCGUGGCCUGAUAAUUCCAUUGCUUUAGUCAACUCGAUCACAGGUCAACGGAUUUCCUACUCUGAGUUCGGUCGCAGAACCAAGUCACUGGCCGCUUAUCUACAGAAAGUAACUCAGCUUUCCAAAUAUGACGUAGCAUUUGUACUCUCUCCCAACUCCAUCCAAGUGCCAAUCCUCUACUUUUCUCUCCUCUCGCUCGGUGUUAUCGUCUCUCCGGCAAAUCCAGUGGCCACCAAAUCUGAGAUCUACGGGCAAAUCCAGUUAUCUAAGCCGGUAAUAGCAUUUGCCACGUCAUCAACUGUCGACAAGCUCCCAAAACUCAAACACCAGACGAUCCUCAUCGACUCUCCCGAAUUCGAAUCAAUGAUGGUAAACUCAAAACAUGAAUUUGAGGAGGUUAAGGUGAGGCAAUCUGAUUUGGCAGCGAUCAUGUAUUCCUCUGGAACAACUGGAAAAGUUAAAGGUGUGAUGUUGACGCACAAAAAUUUAAUAGCACAAACAGUAAUAACCUCUGCAGCUUGGGAAAUGUCUGAGAAGCGAGAAUCCCCCUCAGUUAUGCUUUUCACGCCGCCAUAUUUUCAUAUUUUUGGAUUCUUCUAUAGUAUUCGAUCGGUGGCUUUGAGUGAAAAAGUGGUGGUGAUGGAGAGGUUUGACCUGAAGAAUAUGUUGAAAGCUGUGCAGGAGUUUAGUGUUACACACGUGGCAUUGACCCCGCCAGUAGUGGUGACUCUGUCGAAAGAUGGAUCCACCGACGGCUACGAUUUGAGAUCUCUUAAAACUGUACUGUGCGGCGCGGCUCCCCUUGGGAAGGAAGCAAUCGCCGCAUUUACAGCGAGAUUUCCGAAAGUCAUGUUGGUGCAGGGCUACGGGUUGACGGAAACGACGGCGUCAGUUGCUCGGACUGUAGGUCCAGAAGAAAAUAGGAACCGGGGCUCAACAGGGAAGCUUUCCCCGGGUUUUGAGGCAAAAAUCGUGGACCCUGAAACAACUGAAGCAUUGCCUCCGUGCAAAGAAGGGGAACUUUGGAUUAGAGGACCUACAAUAAUGAAAGGAUACGUUGGAGACCCAGAAGCAACUUCGGCUACAUUGGUAUCUGAUGGGUGGAUGAGGACCGGAGACUUGUGCUACUUUGAUAACAACGGUUUCCUUUUUAUUGUGGAUAGACUCAAAGAAUUAAUCAAAUAUAAAGGAUAUCAGGUGGCUCCGGCGGAACUAGAACAAGUGCUUAUUUCCCACCCCCAUGUGGCUGACGCAGCGGUUAUACCGUAUCCAGAUAAAGAAACUGGUCAAGUUCCGAUGGCUUUUGUGGUGAGACAGCCCCAGAGCUCUAUCAGUGAGGCCGAAAUCAUGGAUUUUGUGGCGGAGCAGGUAGCGCCAUACAAGAAGAUAAGGCGUGUUGCAUUUAUCAAUUCUAUACCCAAAAGUGCAGCUGGCAAAAUAUUAAGAAAAGAGCUAAUCAGGAAGGUCGUUGUUGUUCCACCAGGGAGUUCAUCCAGGUUGUAAAUGUAAAGAAGACUGAUGAUUCACCUAAAAUAUUUUAUCAUGAAAACUUAUUACUCCAUUUUUCUCGAUAAAACUUUCAUUUAAAGCCAUAUCUCUGUGGUCUGUGCCAUUGCCUCACGACUCCUUGGCGUUAAACAGUUGUGAAAUGGAAUGACUUGGUUGCAUUGAUUCUA
Messenger RNA from Mangifera indica (mango), 2051 nucleotides. Its product is annotated as 4-coumarate--CoA ligase-like 9. The coding region runs from base 226 to 1878 and encodes 550 amino acids. Gene Ontology annotation, molecular function: CoA-ligase activity. NCBI's taxonomy places the organism in Eukaryota, Viridiplantae, Streptophyta, Magnoliopsida, Sapindales, Anacardiaceae. The transcript has 6 exons. The record is from RefSeq and is a predicted model, not a curated record.